Nicotiana tabacum (common tobacco) is the source of this 564-nucleotide messenger RNA. The record is from RefSeq and is a predicted model, not a curated record. Lineage: Eukaryota; Viridiplantae; Streptophyta; Magnoliopsida; Solanales; Solanaceae.
UCAAAGAGAACUUACCGGGCAGUGGAGACGGAGCUUCAGCGGGUUGGUGGCAGUGGAGACGGAAUCUCGACGGAGCUUCAGCGGUGCCGCUGCAUGAAAAAAAUUGUGGAUAGAUACAACGACAAGGUUCCAGAUUCUUCUGAGUUUGCUACAGUCGAAAAUGUUGAGGAGCCUGAUGAAAAUACUUUGAAAGCUGAAGUUGCAAAGUUACGACACGUUACUGGGAGGAUGAUGGGGAAGGAACUUGAAGGCAUGAACUUCGAAGAGUUGCAGAAGUUAGAGCAUAAGCUAACUGAAGGCCUUUUAACUGUUAAGAAUAAGAAGGUUAAUCGAUAUGCAUCAUUAGAACAAGUACUACUGGAGCUACUUGAGAAAUCAAGGCUACAGUGCUCGGGGAUUUUUCUCUUCGUGUUCGCGUGGGCACACUCGCGAACGCGUAAGGAAAAUCUCCCAAUUGCCAAAUUUCUUCUUCGUGAAUGCGAAACUGGUGACGCGAAUGUCAGGCUAAGGGGGGGAUACCCUUCGCGAACGCGACCCAGCAUACGCGAACGCGAUGGCUUAUGA